UGGAGCCCCCCAGGAUGCCGCAGCGGGGUGGCAGUGCCCGGGGCCUGAAGCAGAAUCGCAGCUGCCGGCCCCCUCGCCGGGACUGGCGCUCUCUGCUGCCGGACCUUGAAAGGAUGGUGCCGUGGCCCCGUGGCAGGGGGGGACGCCGCACCCAGGCGCAGGUGCUGGAGAACGUCCUGGGAUACAUCCGGUACCUGCAGAGGACCCUGAGCAUCAUCCAGGGUGGGGCAGGCCACCCUGGUGACGGUGACACCGCGGAGGUGGGACUGAGCACUGGGGCCGCAUGGGGGUCCCCCAGGCAGUGGUUGGUGCCCUACGAGAAGGAGAAGGAGGAGGAGAUGGCGGGGGCCAGCAACCCCUGGCUGGGCCCUGCUGGGCCCUACUGGGAGGCUCUGGGCUGGGAAGGGGGGUUCCCCCUGUCUCCCUGCCCACGGCAGGAGGGGCUGCUGGGGCUCAGUCCCUCCCUGCUGGCCUCACCACCCCCCCCGGGUCCCCCCGAUGAAGUGGUACAAGGUUCAGCCCCCUCCUCACAUCUGGGGGGUCCCCCCAAGUGUGUGUGCCCGCCCAGGCACUGCAACAUGGUGCUGGAGAACAUAAAGGUGAUAGGGACAAAGGUGACCAAGAGAGGGAAGGGGAAGAAGAAGUUCAAGCUGGUGAACAAGGACCAGGACAUCUCCAAGAUGUUCCUUCAUGGUAACUCCAUCAUGGUCGACCUCCACAACCUCCUGUCGUGGUUUGGGCCUGAGGUGCUGAAGGCUGAGGGCUGUGCCACAGCCAUGGUUGGCAAGUGGCACCUUGGCCUGGGGAUUAAUGUCUCCCUCCUGUCCAUACACCAGGACUUUGACCACUUAUUGGAGGUACCCUACUCCCAUAACCAGGUUUCUUCCCUUUCCAGGCAAUCAGGGAUAUACAUUUCUUGUGGUGACAACCACGGCAUUGAGCCACAAAACCGAGAGCAGUACUUGAGUCAUCUGCAGCAGAAAGAAGUUACAGUACAGCAUUUGAAAACAAAGCUGAAGGAGUCUGAGAGCAAACUUGAAGAAAGGGAAACAGAAAUAGAAGAGCUCAAGGCUCAGCUGGCACGGAUGAAGGAAGACUGGGUUGAGGAAGAGUGUAAGCAUGUGGAGCUGGAGCUGCACUUCUGGGAAGCGAGAAGGGAAAGUCAGGAACUCCAGCAGGCUGUUGAAAGCAUGAGAAACAGCUUGGCUGAGAAAGAGAAAAAAAUUCAGAAAUACUUCAUAGACAUAAGCAUUGAAAACAGGAAACUGGAAGCUUUGCUGCAGGGCAUGGGGAUGGCUCAGAAGAGCUCUGUGAGAGAUGAGCAGUGCCUGGAGUCCACGUGGGACUCAGAGGGGAAGCCGUUAGCGUUGUGUGCCACGAUGCCAGGCAGCCUCACCACGGAGGACCAAGCUCUGGAGGAGGUGGCAGGCAGUGGGCUGCUUCUUAAUGAGGACACCGCUAACGGGACUGACUCAUUUGAAGAGUAUUUGACCGCCACAACUUCUGGGUCGAGCGAUCCAGCUCCCUCCAGUUCCUCUGAGUGUCAAGAGAUGCUUGAAAAUGUUCUGGAUGAAAAAUCAACUUCUUCUCAGGAGGAGGAGAAAAUCAGCAAGGUGAUGGUGGAACAGGCCAUCCCAACUGACCUGGUGCCAUAAAGCCUAGAUGUGGAGUAGCUCGUUCAGAACAUCUUCAGAGCUCGAGAUGCCUGCCCUCUAAUCCCACCUGCUUUACUGAAGGAAUUGGGUGAAAUUUCUCUUGGAAGCAUCUGUGAUUCUGUUAUCCUCGUGGACCUAACUCCAAGUGAUCCAAACCCUGUCAUCCUUUUUGUGAGAACAAAGAAUUGCUAG
Tyto alba (common barn owl) is the source of this 1847-nucleotide messenger RNA. RefSeq names its product syntabulin-like. Gene Ontology annotation, biological process: synapse maturation; axonal transport of mitochondrion. The record is from RefSeq and is a predicted model, not a curated record. Lineage: Eukaryota; Metazoa; Chordata; Aves; Strigiformes; Tytonidae. Gene Ontology annotation, cellular component: cytoplasmic microtubule; vesicle. The transcript has 10 exons.